Molecule: messenger RNA, 6835 nt
Organism: Alosa sapidissima (American shad)
Lineage: Eukaryota; Metazoa; Chordata; Actinopteri; Clupeiformes; Clupeidae
Gene: dock4b
Product: dedicator of cytokinesis 4b
Biological process (GO): small GTPase-mediated signal transduction; cell chemotaxis
Cellular component (GO): plasma membrane; cytoplasm
Molecular function (GO): guanyl-nucleotide exchange factor activity; small GTPase binding
Source: RefSeq, a predicted model, not a curated record
UGCACUCAUGCACUGUAGUUUGCCUCCUGCAAUCUGAACAAUGACUCCACGGCGGUGAUAGCGAGCCCAUAGAAUGCGUUACCCACUACUGGAUUUCUGUGUUUUGUUUCUGCUCCGACGUGGUGUUUAAUGUACAAAUCGUAAGCAUGUGGAUACCGACAGAACACGAGAAAUACGGCGUCGUGCUGGCCAGUUUCCGGGGGACGGUGCAGCACGGCCUGCCGCUGGAGAUCGGGGACACGGUUCAAAUCCUGGAGAAAUGUGAAGGCUGGUACAGAGGCUUCGUCCUCAAGAAUCCUAAUGCAAAGGGCAUUUUUCCAUGCAGCUACAUUCACUUGAAGAAUGCUCACAUCAAGAACAAAGGGCAGUUUGAGACGGUCAUCCCCACUGAGGACUCAGUUAUCACAGAGAUGACCUCCACACUCAGAGAGUGGGGAUCCAUGUGGAAACAGCUAUAUGUGAGGAACGAGGGGGAUCUGUUCCACCGGCUGUGGCACGUGAUGAAUGAGAUCCUGGACCUGAGGAGACAGGUGCUGGUGGGUCACCUGACCCACGACCGCAUGAGGGACGUCAAGCAGCACAUCACCGCGCGCCUCGACUGGGGCAACGAGCAGCUGGGUUUGGACCUGGUGCCAAGACGAGAGUUCAGCAUGGUGGACCCAGACGAGAUCAGCGUGACUGAGCUCUACCGCCUGAUGGAGCAUAGGCACCGUAAGAAGGAGACUCCGGUCCCGGCGAGCACGCAUCACCUGUUUGUCCAGGUGAAGAGCUUGAUGAGCUCCAACCUGGGUGAGGAGCUCGACGUCUUCUUGUACAUCUACGACGGCCGUGAGAGCCGGGCCCUCAGGUUUGGCCUGUCGGUAUCAAUGCAGCUGCUGCACGGCGAUAUGGAGCAGCUAAGACGAGAGUACAUGGUGCUGUUCACCCGCGGCGUGUCCGUCACCAAGAAGCUCGGCUUCUCCGACAUCAUCAUGCCAGGUGAGAUGCGGAAUGACCUCUAUGUUACUUUGGAGAGGGGCGAGUUUGAGAAGGGCGGCAAGAGUGUUGCCCGGAACGUUGAGAUCACCGUCUACGCCCUCGACAUCGAUGGACAGAUUCUCAAGGGUCAGGUGGCCGCGGGUGCUGGGGAGGCCGGUGGGGACGAGUACCACUCAUUUGUGCUCUACCACAACAACAGCCCACGCUGGAGCGAGCAGAUCAAGCUGCCCAUCCCCGUCGACAUGUUCAGGGGCUCACACGUGCGCUUCGAGUUCAGACACUGCUCCACAAAGGACAAAGGAGAGAAGAAGCUCUUUGGCUACUCCUUUGUGCCCCUCAUGCAGGAAGAUGGCAGGACUUUACCCGAUGGGACCCAUGAGCUCAUCAUACAUAAGUGUGAGGACAACAUGUUCCUGCAGGACUGCACGCGCUACCUCAAGCUGCCUUUCUCCAAAGGCAACCUCCCCGGCAACAACCAGGCGGUGAAGGGCAGCAAGGAGUCCUUCUGGAUCACCUCUUUCCUCUGCUCCACCAAGCUCACCCAAAACGGAGACAUGCUUGACCUGCUGAAGUGGAGAGGCCACCCGGAGCGCAUCACUGACAGCCUGUCCAAGCUGAAGGAGAUCGAUGGCUCCGAGAUAGUCAAGUUUCUGCAGGACACGCUUGACACUCUGUUUGGCAUUCUGGAUGAGAGUUCACAGAGAUACGGCCUGAAGGUGUUUGAUUCCCUCGUGCACAUUAUAAACCUCCUUCAGGACAGCAAGUUCCAGCACUUCAAGCCUGUGAUGGACACCUACAUCGAGAGCCAUUUUGCCGGCGCUCUAUCAUACAGGGACCUCAUCAAGGUGCUGAAGUGGUAUGUGGACCGCAUCAUCGAUGCUGAACAUCAGGACCAUUUUCAACAAGUCCUCAAGGCGACGGAGUACAUCUUCAAGUACAUCAUCCAGUCGCGGCGUCUCUUCUCCUUGGCAACAGGCGGCCAGCAUGAGGACGAGUUCCGCUGCUGCAUGCGAGAGCUCUUCUACUCCAUACGCUUCUUCCUGUCCCAGGAGAGCAAGGGAUCCAUGCCGGUCGCACACACACAGGCCGUGUUCCUGCGCACGUUCCCGGCUGUGUACGGCGAGCUGCUCAAGCUCUUCUCCGUGAGGGAGGUGGCCACGUUUGUGCACGACACCCUAGGGAGCCUGCCCACCACGCCCAAUCCAGACUGCCCCCUAGAGGCCAUCAAGCUGCAGUGCAUCGCCAGGACGGUGGAGAGUCAGCUCUAUACCAAUCCUGAGUCGAGGUGUAUCCUGCUGCCCGUAGUGCUGAGGCUGCUUCAUGCCCACAUGCAGGAGCAGAGAGAGCUGGUCAUGUGCGCUGGCAUCCUCACCAGCAUGCUGUCGCUCAUCAAGAAGGAGGACACGUGUAGUAUGCUGAAGGCCAGUAUUUUUGCAAAGGCCUCCUAUACCCUGCUGCUGUAUGAUGAGCUGCUGGAGUGGUCAGAGCGCCCCCUACGGGAAUUCCUCAACUACCCCAUGCAGUCGGAGUGGCAGCGCAAAGAGUACCUGCAUCUCACCAUCAUCGAGAACUUCGACAGGGGAAAGAGCUGGGAGAAUGGGAUCAUUUUAUGCAGAGAGCUUGCUGAUCAGUAUGAAGCCUACUAUGACUACAGAAACCUGAGCAAAAUGAGGAUGAAGGAGGCCUCUCUGUAUGAUAAGAUUAUGGACCAGCAGAGGCUUGAGCCUGAGUUCUUUAGAGUGGGCUUCUAUGGGAAGAAGUUCCCCUUCUUUUUAAGGAAUAAGGAGUUUGUGUGCCGUGGCCAUGACUACGAGCGCCUGGAGGCAUUUCAGCAGCGCAUGCUCAACGAGUUCCCCCACGCCAUCGCCAUGCAGCACGCCAAUCAGCCCGACCAGACCAUCUAUCAGGCCGAAGCACAGUACCUGCAGAUCUACGCGGUCACCCCCAUCCCCGAUAGCCAGGACGUGCUGCAGAGGGAUGGCGUCCCUGACAACAUCAAAAGCUUCUACAAGGUCAACCACAUCUGGAGGUUUCGCUACGACAGACCCUUCCACAAGGGCACCAAGGACAAGGAGAAUGAGUUCAAGAGCCUGUGGGUAGAGCGCACCACCCUGACCCUGGUCCAGAGCCUACCGGGCAUCUCGCGCUGGUUCGAGGUGGAGAAGAGAGAACUGGUGGAGGUGAGCCCGCUGGAGAACGCCAUCGAGGUGAUCGAGAACAAGAACCUGCAGCUGCGGACACUCAUCACCCAGUGCCAGACGCGACAGAUGCAGAACAUCAACCCGCUCACCAUGUGUCUCAACGGGGUCAUCGACGCUGCUGUCAAUGGAGGCCUAGCACGCUACCAAGAGGCGUUCUUUGUGAAGGACUACAUUGUGAACCACCCAGAAGACGGUGAUAAGAUUGGGCGACUACGAGAGCUCAUGUUUGAACAGGCCCACAUCCUGGAGUUCGGCCUGGCUGUGCACGAGAAGUUCGUCCCCCAGGACAUGCGGCCACUGCACAAGAAGCUGGUGGAUCAGUUCCACCUUAUGAAGUCCAGUCUGGGCAUUCAGGAGUUCCCAGCCUAUGUGCGUGCCAGUCCCAUCCAUUUCACCAACGGAAGCCCACGCACCUGUCGGAACUCUGCCCCCAACAUUAUGUGCCCACCAGAGGGGGGUCGAGUGGUGGCACGACGCAGCCCUCUGACCUACCCAGCGGUGAACAGAUACUCAUCGUCGUCACUGUCGUCUCAGGCCUCCAAUGAGGUGAGCAACAUCACGGGCCAAUCAGAGAGCUCUGACGAAGUCUUCAACAUGCAGCCAAGCCCAUCUACCUCGAGCCUUAGCUCCAACCACUCUGCGUCUCCUAAUGUGACCAGCUCUGCUCCUUCCAGUGCUAGAGGUUCUCCCCAGCUCCCGGACAAACACAAGCACUCACGGGAGAACGCCUGCCUGUCCCCACGGGACCGACCCUGCAGUGCCAUCUAUCCCAACCCCCUGGACCCCACACAGAGGAUGAACGCACACCAAAUGGGGGAUUCCACAUUACCGCGCAGUGAACCCAACAUCUCUGCUCCUGACAAAGUGGUCAGGCCUGCUGCGAGUAGCUGGAGUCUUGACUGUGUUAAAGAGGCCAGCACACCACCGCAGCCAGCUUCUGACAGGUUCUUAUGUCCCCCUGUCCCUCCUAGGCCAACGUACUCAGUGGGGUCUCCUGCCAAGAACACUAGAUCACAGUCACCCAUCACAACAUUGCGCUCUCCACAAAAGAACUCUGCGCCUCCCUUCACCCCCUCUCCCACUGAGUGCCAGCCGGCUGGCCUGGUGUCCAACUCGCCAGCCCUGUCCGGCAGCUACAGCAGCGGCAUCUCCUCCCUAAGCCGCUGCAGCGUCUCAGAAGCUUCCGGAACCGAGGGGCCACCUACCGGACCAGGCUCGGGUCCCCCCGACGGAAACCCGCCGCUCCUGCCCCCCAGCACCCUGCUGCCGAACUCCGCGUCCGAACGCGGCCUGGACGAGCUGGGCCCGCGGCGUGACAGCAAGACCCCGCCCCCCUACAGCGUCUUCGAGCGCUCCAACCCCCGCCGGCCUAUGCCCCUCCCCCACAGCCUCUCCGUGCCCCCCCAGGUGGACCCACCGGCGCUGCCCCCCAAGCCCCACCAGAUGCGCUGUGCCAAGCCAGAUGUCGAUCCCCGACGGCCCCCUCCCAUCGAAACCCCACGGCCCAGGGUCUUGCCCAGAAAAGUGUCCCAGCUCUAGGAGACACGGGGAGCUGAGUAAAGAUUAAAAAAAAAAAUAGUUGCCAUUUUUUUGCACUUUCAAAAUGAAAAAUGAUUGAGAACUCUUUUAGGUUCACUGAUCUCAAACCUUUUUCCCCCACGAGAUCACCUGAUAAAACUGGACCCAUUGAGAAGUACACACAUUCAAGGAAACAAAACACAACAAAAUCAUAGUGAUCUGGCUGCACGAUGCUGCACUUUUAGCUGUAGGACUCCAAGUAACACCAAGCAAAUGGUCAAACUGCACUCAGUAUUUUUUUUUUUAUUAUUAGGGCAGUCAAGAACCAAGAAAAAAUAAAAAAUUGGCUUUUUUAAAGUAGGUGUUAAAAUCCCAAUGUGUGUACAUACUAGUGAGUUUUCAGACAAAUGUUUUGCCUUAAGUGUCAGACGCAGUCUUUUGAUUGAUGGAACAAUGCACGUCUCCGCGUCGGCUGUAGUUUUGUCUGGUUUAUACUGGUGCUAGCGGACAGUACUCUCGUAUUCAUUCCUGCACAGGAACACUUGCCUGACUUGAUAGUCCACUAAAGCUAUUUUAGGCCUCUCCUCUAUCCCUUAAGACUACAGUUUUUAUGAUCACAUCAGUAACACAGUGAACACUGCUAUCGGGCUUUAAAUGGCUUGAAGAUGACGUGGGAUUUUUUUGCCACAAAAAAAAAAUGUCUUGCAGCUAGGGGGGUAGGAACAAGGCCUCUUAACCCGAAAAAUAAUUUAUACCCAUCUCAAGUUUUGAGUAGCACGGCGGGAGCAAUCAUGCCUGUUCUCAUUUAUCUUCUAAUCAUAGAAUUUUAAAUAAAAAAUUCCAGAAUCCCCACCUUCCUCCUGCUUUAGUCGCAUGUUGUGGGAAAAGGAAAUGGACUUUAUGAAAGAUCUGCUGGACUCUUGUGCCAAAGGAAUGGAACAUCCAGUGGUGGAACUGGGGAAGAUAAGGUGAACUGAAAGAAGCAGGUCCUUAUGUGUGUAUGUGAGUGUGUGUGUGUGUGUGUGUGUGUGUGAGUGUAUGUGUGUGUGCGUGUGUGUGUGUGUGUGUGUGUGUGUGUCUGUGUGUGUGGUAUACAUGCAUAUGUGUGUGUAGGCACAUACACUUGUGCAUUGAAGAGAGAGAAUGCAGACUUGUCCUGCCUUAGAGUAGCUGGAUAAGAAGCUGAUGACUAUUUGAUUUAUUUCUCAUGUUUUAACGAUUCAACUAAUUUCAAUGUUGCUGUUAUUUUAUGAUACUUGGGAUCAAUAUGAGCACAAAUCGGAUAAUGGCUAUUACCUGUCUUGCUCCCUUUCAGCUCUUCUCUUUCUUUUAAUCUCUCUCUCUCACUCUCUCUCUAUCUAUCUAUCUCUCUUUCACACUCUUACUCACACAGCUUAUAUCUCUCACAAGUACUUCCAGGAAUUAUGUUUUUAACCCACUGCCAGAACUCUAAAACACAAGUGGGGUGCCGCUCUGGCUGUUGAUUCAUUCAGAACAUGAAUUCCUUAGCAGUGAUCCAGCUGUGCAUAUGUUAAGUCUACUCUGGUCACCUCUGCUGUUUAGCUAAACAGUUCACCUUGUCAGCGUCUAUUAUUUUACAGUGUCCAUUAAAGUUCAUUACUUGGGGGCUCGUCUGGGAUUUCACAUGUCAGUGUAAUUGCCGUUCUGUACAACUGUUCUGUACAUUUGUAGAGGAACAUACUGAUAACUAAACUCAAUUCCGUCAUUUUGUUUUGUUUGUUUGCAUUUUAAGAAAUUAACUGGAGUAUUAUUUCAAUGAGUCAUUUUUGUAUUGUAUUUUUGUUUUUUUCUUUCAAAUUUACAUUUGUUGUGAAUUUUUGGAUUAAAUAUUCACAUGAAAUCAGUACUUGAGAAAUUGUAAAUUAUAUAAUGAAGUCGUUGUAUGUAAGUAUGCCAAAUACUGUACCUUGUCUAUUAAAAGUAUUGUACAUAUUGUGUUUUUAACAAACUGUAGUUAUAACAAAUUUACAGCUUUGAAUGUGGAAACAGCAAAUUAUAAUUAUAAAUGUCAAAUAUUUAUGUUUUGUGAGUGUAGAGGAACAGAGGUAAUUCCAAUGUACACCUAACUCAUUUGCAUUCUAAAAUAACUACCCUGUGGAAUAAAAAAAUCAAAUUGA